AUGGGUCAUCUGGUCAACGUGAACUGGGUUACCUCUCAGGAGGUCAAGAACAGCUUCCAAUCCAUCAUUGAAUCUCUCGCCACCCACUCAGAGAAACUCCAGCAGCUCAGCAGGAACAUGUCAACCCUCAGCAGAAACACUGGUUCGACCACCCCUGCAGAAGCCUUGUCCUCCAGCCAGGUCCCUGAUGGUAUGCCAAAUUCAUCAGGGCUUUUUCAAUCAGAUUUCGUUGGGUUGAAUACUCAGCUGAACGCAAACCCAGCUGAAUUCUAUCCGCAAGCGAAUGUGCUCUCUCAAGGGCCAGCGAAUGGGGGGUAUCAGUCUGCAAUGCCGACAACAGUUAACCCACAGGCAUUGGUACUGCCACAGGAACCACAAUUCAACUUUCCCAACACACUGAUCCAGCAUCAAUCCAACCCAGCUAUGUUCGCCCCUCCCUUUAUGCCACUCAUGGAUCUGGCAACUGGCCUUAAUGUGAAUUUCCACCCAAUACAACGUCCAAGCUCAAUGCCCCCAGGCAUGACCCUGCCCAUUGCCUCCGAUUUCAAUCAUAUCAACAUUGAGCGCCCAAGGUCUGGUCCAAUCAUAAAUGGGUAUACUCAAGCAUUGAAGUGUUCCACAGAUGGCAAACAACACCCUGACCCCAAGCGCAAUCACUUUGGUUAA
This is a messenger RNA of Cyclocybe aegerita, 666 nucleotides long. Lineage: Eukaryota; Fungi; Basidiomycota; Agaricomycetes; Agaricales; Hemipholiotaceae. The record is from the annotation of a GenBank genome assembly.